AAAUUCAAAGGUGCACAAUGUUCGGAAUGACGUAGAUUUGUGCCACGUGCCGGUGUCUGCUUGCAAGCCUGAACCAAAAUAACUUCCCCUCCGCCUCCCUUCAGUUCAAGCCACUCUCUAAAAUAUCGGGCUGCAAUCCAUCUUCUCAUACAUCCGGAAGAAACGGGUGACAGAGAAUGAGAGAAGUGCAGCUGCUGCUCAUCACAGCAGCUUCUUCCUCAUUUCUCCUCCCUUCUCACCACCCAUCUCUCAACCGCACCAAGACCUCGGCCAGUGAAAGGCCAUGGCCUUUCCUCCUCCACAACGCCCGCUCCCUUCUCAUGCCAGGCCACGGCACUCGCCUCAAAUACUACGCCACGGAGAGCAGCAUGGUUGCAGAGAGCCUGCUGGCCUCCACCAGCUCCCCUGUUGAUGUCAAGCUAAUGUCAGCGGGGAUCUCGGGCUCCCUCCGUGAAGGGAAGAUCCGGGCAAUUGUUGAGAUUUUGGGCAGGGUUGAGAAGCUUGGGAUUUGCCCUUUGUCUCUGUUUGAUGGGUCAGCAAGGGAGUUGCUUCGGUUGGAAUGCUGCCGGCUGGUGGACGGUGGCAGGCUAGAUGAAUUCGUUGAGUUAGUGGAAAUCCUUGCAGGUUAUGGGUUUUCUAUUAAAGACCUAGUGGAGCCAAUUGCCAUUAUAAGAAUGUGUGUUGAGAGACGUGAUCCACAUAUGGCUGUAAGGUACACGAGUAUUCUUCCACACUCGCACAUUUUGUUCAGUUCCAUCAUACAUGAAUUUGGAAAGAAGAAAGAUUUGGAAUCCGCAUUGAUUGUGUUUAACGAAUCCAAGGAGAAGUUAGAUGCUCCUAAUAUGUACGUUUGCCGCAGUAUGAUAGAUAUUUGUGGUCUCUGUGGUGACUCCUUAAGAUCUAGGUGCAUUUUUGAGGAGUUGCUUGCUCAGAAUGUCACUCCAAAUACUUACAUUUUCAACAGUCUCAUGAAUGUCAAUGCCCAUGAUUUGCACUACACUUUGCAUGUCUACAAGCGUAUGCAAGCCAUAGGUGUUACUGCUGAUGUCGCUUCUUAUAAUAUACUUUUAAAGGCAUGCCGUCUUGCUGGAAGAGUUGAUUUGGCUCAAGACAUAUAUAAGGAAGUAAUGCAAAUGGAAUCAACAGGGGCCCUAAAGUUGGAUAUUAUCACGUACAGCACGAUUAUAAAGGUCUUUGCAGAUGCCAAAAUGUGGCAAAUGGCAUUGAAAAUAAAAGAAGAAAUGCUUUAUGCUGGCGUCAAUCCUAACAUAGUUACGUGGUCAUCAUUGGUCAGUGCAUUUGCCAAUGCGGGUUUAGUGGAGAAGGCCGUUCAGGUCUUUGAAGAGAUGCUUCAUGCUGGUUGUGAACCUAAUUCUCAAUGUUGCAACAUCCUUCUCUCUGCUUGUGUUGAGUCCUGCCAAUAUGACAGGGCUUUUCGUUUUUUCCGUUCCUGGAUGACAAGUGGGUUCCAGAAGGCUCAUACUAAAGUGCGCAAUAGGAAUGCAUUUUCACAUAUCGGUAUGGGUGUGGAGCAUGCAAGUAAAAAUGGAGUAACUCAGAUGUCUUGUAACGUCGAUCAACAUCAUUCAUGCUUCACUAACGUGGUUGGCUUUAAACCCACAAUUGCAACAUAUAACAUUUUGAUGAAGGCUUGUGGUACUGAUUACUACCAUGCAAAAGCUCUGAUGGAUGAAAUGAGGACAGUGGGGCUCUAUCCUAAUCACAUAAGCUGGUCUAUUUUAAUUGAUAUUUGUGGAGGCUCGCACAAUAUGAGAGGUGCUAUGCAGGCCUUCAAAGCUAUGCGUGAUGCAGGAAUUAGCCCUGAUGUUGUUGCAUACACAACAGCUAUAAAGGAUCAGGUAUCGGGGAAGAUAGUCACGAAGGGGCCUAAAGUUGGCCGAUUGUUUCCUCUACAUUUUUCCAUUCCUUCUUGCAUUUCUUUGGCUUGUACUACUGUGAACAAUAAGGGUGAAGCUUGUGUCCAAAAUAAAAAUUUGAAGAUAGCAUUUUCAUUAUUUGAAGAGAUGAAAAGAUAUCAACUGAAGCCAAAUUUGGUGACAUAUAAUACACUGCUAAGAGCUCGUAGCAGAUAUGGAUCCUUAUACGAAGUUCAGCAAUGUUUGGCCAUAUAUCAGGAUAUGCGGAGAGCAGGGUACAGUUCCAAUGAUUAUUUUCUCAAGGAGCUACUUGAGGAAUGGUGUGAAGGAGUAAUAAAGGAUAGUGGGAAAGGCUUACUAGGCCUUGGCAAGUCUUCCAAUAAAACUAAUGCAUACAGAUCUCAAAGUCUGCUUCUUGAAAAAGUCGCAGUUCUCUUGCAAAAGGAUAUCGCGAAGGGUCUGCUGAUUGAUCUUCAAGGUCUAACUAAGGUCGAAGCUCGAAUUGUCAUUCUUGCAGUCCUACGAAUGAUCAAAGAGAGCUACAUUAAAGGACUCCCAAUCAAGGAUGAUAUGAUUAUCAUCACAGGAGUUGAGAUAGAAGUGCUGGGUUCUGCAAACAAUGAGCCCCAGAUUCGGGCUGCAGUAAUCAAAGUGUUGCGCAAUGAAUUGGGCCUUGAUGUUUUGGCUGGAUCUGGAAAUGAGCUUGUUAGAAAUGAUCCAACUUCCCCUCCUAACUCCAGUCUAGUCCAUGGAAUUCUUAGAAAGCAUGGUUAUUCCAGUGACUUAAAAUUUUCCACUAGAAGGCCACCUGAUUUGGGAAGAUUAAUGGUCCCAAGGAAGUCUUUGCGUAAUUGGCUACAGAAAAGGAUAUGUGCUAGAAGAUAAGUACUAAGUUCAGUUCCUUCUUCAAUUCUAAUUGUUGGCAUGAAUUGCCAUGCUUAUUUACAGUUUUCUUGUAAAAAGUUUCAAUCUAUA
Molecule: messenger RNA, 2852 nt
Organism: Magnolia sinica
Lineage: Eukaryota; Viridiplantae; Streptophyta; Magnoliopsida; Magnoliales; Magnoliaceae
Product: pentatricopeptide repeat-containing protein At5g02830, chloroplastic
Exons: 13
Coding region: 177-2762 (861 amino acids)
Molecular function (GO): protein binding
Source: RefSeq, a predicted model, not a curated record